CCUUCCAGUUUGUAAAGAGAACUAGGGGAAGAUAAAACUGGACUUCUGGAGAGACGAGUUUCAUGCUGUGUGGGACUUCUCAGCUAUCUGCAGUAGGCAACAUGUCUUUGGCACUACUUUCUGUCCUCUGGCUCAUCAUUCAAACUCAAGCAAUAGCCAUAAAUCAAACAUCUGAAUUAGAGCUCUAUGAAGUAGUUCAUCCUAAAAAACUACACAUUUUACACAAAAGGGAAAUACGGAACAACCAAACAGAGAAUGGCAAAGAGGAAAGAUAUGAACCUGAACUUCAGUAUCAGAUAACAUUAAAUGGAGAAGAAGUUGUUCUUCACCUGCAAAAAAGCAAACACAUCCUGAGGCCAGACUACUCUGAAACAUAUUACACACCCAGAGGAGAGGAAAUCACUACAGACCCUCAGAACAUGGAACAUUGCUUCUAUAAAGGACACAUACUAAAUGAAAAGGGUUCUGUUGCCAGCAUCAGUACUUGUAAUGGGUUGAGGGGAUAUUUUACACAUCAUGACCAAAGAUACAUGAUAAAGCCUCUGAAAAGCACAGACCAAGAAGAGCAUGCUGUCCUCACGUAUAACCAGGAGGAGCCAGACCUGGCUAAUUAUACUUGUGGUGUAAGAAGUGUUGGCAGGAAACAAGGCCAUAUUCGAACCUCCAGGUCACUCAAUAGCCCAGAAGAAAAAAACUAUCUUCAGGCUGAGAAAUACAUUGAUCUCUUGUUGGUGCUGGAUAAUGCCUUUUAUAACAUGUAUAAGGGGAAUCUAACUUUGAUAAGAAGCUUUGUGUUUGAUGUGAUGAACCUACUCAAUGUGAUUUAUAAUACCAUAGAUGUUCAAGUGGCAUUGGUAGGUAUGGAAAUCUGGUCAGAUGGUGAUAAGAUCAAGAUAGUACCCAACAUCGGUGAUACCUUUAACAACUUUCUGAACUGGCAUCGUUCUAACCUGGGGAAAAUGAAGAGACACGACCAUGCACAGUUACUCAGUGGAAUUGGCUUCAGCAAUCGACGUGUAGGAAUGGCAGCCUCGAAUUCCUUGUGUUCCUCAGCUUCGGUUGCUGUCAUUGAGGCUAGCAAAAAGAAUAAUGUGGCUCUUGUAGGAGUGAUGUCUCAUGAGUUGGGUCAUGUCCUUGGUAUGCCUGAUGUUCCAUAUUAUACCAAGUGUCCCUCAGGGAGUUGUGUGAUGAAUGAAUAUCUGAGUUCAAAAUUCCCAAAGGAUUUCAGUAUAUCCUGCCGUUCACAUUUUGAGAAAUACAUUUUAUCUCAAAAACCAAAGUGCCUCCUGCAAGCACCAACUCCUAAAAAUAUAAUAACAAACUCAGUGUGCGGGAACAAACUUCUGGAAGCAGGAGAAGACUGUGAUUGUGGUUCUCCUAAGGAAUGUUCCAAUCUUUGCUGUGAGGCUGUGACGUGUACAUUAAAACCUGAA
Messenger RNA from Lontra canadensis (Northern American river otter), 1433 nucleotides. It is a transcript of the gene ADAMDEC1, whose product is annotated as ADAM like decysin 1. The record is from RefSeq and is a predicted model, not a curated record. Gene Ontology annotation, molecular function: metalloendopeptidase activity. The transcript is spliced from 13 exons. NCBI's taxonomy places the organism in Eukaryota, Metazoa, Chordata, Mammalia, Carnivora, Mustelidae. The annotation marks the transcript as partial. Gene Ontology annotation, biological process: proteolysis.